AUGGGACCGCUGUUGAGUGGGCACACGACCUCGGCACUAGUUCAGUAUCAAGAUCUCAGUCUCGGCGCUCUCAGUCUCACUUGCGCAGACAUAAGAAAUCUAGUACUGUGUACGUUGGCUGGCUAUUUGUCUUGGGUUAAGAAGGAAAGCCAUGUAAAGAUUGAAUGUCUUGAUGCAUUUUCUGCGACAGGGCUGAUGGGACUCACUUGGAAGAGAUAUUUUCAGGAUCUAGUAAAGGUCACUCUCUGUGACAAUAACGAAACAGCAGUGGCUUGUAUCAGAGAAAAUUGCAAAUUGAACCAAAUCGCAUCGGUCACAGAGCAACCAAAGGAAGAAGUGUUUGACAGUCUUACACCAACCAGUCAAUCACUGGGAAUGUCAAAGAUCAUUGGUACAGCGGAUAACGUUGGAGUUGGGCUUCAGGGAAGAGACCCUCCCAUGGGAGCAAGUUCCGGUGUGGAUGAUUCAGAUUCAGUGACUGCAGAUGGAGAUGCGAGUGAAGUAGAAGUCGUUCACUCUGACAUUAACGUUCUUCUGCAUCAGCGAGGAUUUGAUUUUGUGCACCUGGAUCCCUAUGGAAGUCCUGUGUAUUAUCUGGAUGCUGCCUUCAGAAAUAUAAGGAAUGAUGGUGUCCUAACGAUAACUGCAACCGAUGUGUCAGCCCUGUAUGGAAAGUGCCCUCAGGUAACCCUGCGAAGCUACUCUGGUACAUCCAUGAAGAAUGAGUACACCAAGGAGCUGGCAGCUAGGUUGAUCUUAGCAGCUGUUGUUAGGGCAGCUGCAAGAUGUAACAAAGGUGUAAAGGUACUAGUGACAGCUGCUGCUGAACACUUCAUCUUCACAGCAGUACACGUGUACCGCGGAACUACGUUCGCAGACCAGUGCCUCUCCAAAAUACAGAAAGUCUUGCACUGCCAGAUGUGCGAGGAGCGGACGUUUAUUCCAAGAUCUCCAGCGCCGCUUGAGAAACCUUGUUCUUUGCUCUCCUGUAAGUGCAGUGAAGAAAUCACAGGAAGGACAGCUGUGGUAGUUGGCCCAGUAUGGUCGGGAGAUUUGUAUGAUGAGAGUUUUCUGAACGCCAUGCUAGAUGAAACUCGACGGAUGAAGUUGAACGACGGAAGGUUGAUCUCGAUGUUACAAACAAUGAGGUCAGAGGCUAGAUGCUCCGGAAUAGAUGCACCGUGUAGAACUACGACAGCCAGUAGUACAACACCUCCAAAGACAAACCAAGAAAGUGAUACUCAACAGUGCCAUGAAAAAACCAACGUUUGUGAUACCAGUAACGUUGGAGAAUUUGCGCCAGUGCGGGACGUGACGAACAAAUCUGAUGGUGGAAUCCUCGAGAAUGUGCCAAUAGAUGGCGCUGCUGCUGUUGCUGAGCAGAUGAAGCCUCUAGUGAAUGAGAACAGACAGGUGAAACGUUGUGCGAGUGAAGAGGCUGCGGGGCUGAGGAAGAAAAGACGAGAAGAGUUCAACGUUGAGCCGACCAUGCCGGCAUUUUUCUACAACCUUCAUCGGCAUAGCCUGAAGGCUGGAAACCUGUUAAGGGUUGAAAGGGUAAUCCACAGUCUGCAAGCAGAAGGCUAUCUCGCUAGCCGGACUCACUUUGAUGCAAGGGCUGUGCGCACCAACGCCACCUUGUGCCAAUUAAAGCAAGUAAUGGAGAAAUCUAGGGAUAUUUCAGAAACUUGCCAGAGCUGAAGCCAGUAAGGUAUAAUAAAUUGGAAUAAUUGUUCCAAUAAUGGAAACAUGGUGCCCUCUUUAUAGUGAUGUUAGCAGGCAUGAAGGUGAUAUAAACAAACAUUAUAGAGAUCAGGCUUGUCAAAUCAAACC
Molecule: messenger RNA, 1833 nt
Organism: Priapulus caudatus
Lineage: Eukaryota; Metazoa; Priapulida; Priapulimorpha; Priapulimorphida; Priapulidae
Product: TRMT1-like protein
Exons: 10
Coding region: 1-1701 (566 amino acids)
Biological process (GO): tRNA N2-guanine methylation
Cellular component (GO): nucleus
Molecular function (GO): RNA binding
Source: RefSeq, a predicted model, not a curated record